Messenger RNA from Acanthosepion pharaonis, 1392 nucleotides. The record is from the annotation of a GenBank genome assembly. Lineage: Eukaryota; Metazoa; Mollusca; Cephalopoda; Sepiida; Sepiidae.
AUGGUGACGAUAGCUACCACUUCGGCAUUCCACUUCAUACUCCGGGUGGCCAACCUGAAACGUCUUCCAAAGCCUUAUCGUGCCAGGCCUUCUACUCAUACCGGUUCAUGUUUAGGAAUGGAGACUUCAACCUGCAGGGAGAUUUUCCACCAGUUUGCGGUUGACAUGGCCGCUAAGAUGGAAUCGGUGAGGCUUUGUUUUAUACGGAAUCAUCAGAAACAGCUGCGCUCAGACUCCUACGUACGCGACAGCCUUCGAAAUGAAGUCAAUCCCCGCGACCUAGGGAAGCUGUGCAUUCUUCCCUCUACCUACACUGGGGGCCGGCUUUACAUGCAUGAACGCACGCAGGACGCUAUGACAUACGUUAGGCAAUAUGGGUGGCCAGACUUAUUUAUAACGUUUACCUGCAACCCCAAAUGGGUUGAGAUAAUGCGUGAACUCCUACCCGGACAGGAUUACACUCACAGACAUGACAUUACCGGCCGCCCUGUUUCUAUCUAUCUAUCUAUCUAUCUAUCUAUCUAUCUAUCUAUCUAUCUAUCUAUCUAUCUCGUUAUUUUCUACAUUUUUAAUCUAUCUUUCUGUCUUCCUUCAAUAUAUGUUUUUCUUAUAAUUUUCUAUAUUUUUAAUCUCUCUCUCUCUCUUUCUCUCUCUCUCUCUGUAUCUAUGGCAUUCUUUUACUUAUAUAUCUGUCUAUCUAUCUAUCUAUCUAUCUAUCUAUCUAUUUCUCUCGUUAUUUUCUACAUUUUUAAUCUGUCUUUCUGUCUUCCUUCAAUAUAUGUUUUUCUUAUAAUUUUCUAUUUUUAUUUUUCUCUCUCUGUAUCUUCUUUUACUUAUCUAUCUCUCAUCUAUCUUUCAUCUAUUCAUCUAUGUAUCUAUGGCAUUCUUUUACAUCUAUCUAUCUAUUAUAUAUCUGUCUAUCUAUCAUUCAUCUAUCUAUCUAUGUCAGUCUGUUUAUCAUAUCAUCUCUAUUAUAUUAUCUAUCUCAGUCUGUUCAAUAUCUAUCUAUUCAUCUGUCUAUCCUAUCUAAUAUUCAUCUAUUCAUUCAUCUAUCUAUCUAAUUUUCUAUAUUUUUCAUCUAUUCAUUCUCAUCUAUCUAUCAUCUAUCUAUCUUCUCAGUCUGUUCAUUCAUAUCUAUCUAUCUAUCUAUCUAUCCAUUCAUCUAUCUAUCUAUCAGUCUGUUCCAUUUACAUCUAUCUAUAUAUCUGUCUAUCUAUCAUUCAUCUAUCUAUCUAUCUAUCUAUGUCAUCUAUCUGUUUAUAUCUAUCUAUAAUUAUCAAUCUAUUCAAUCUGUCUAUCUAUCUAUCUUCAAUUAUCUAUCUAUCUAUGAUCUAUUAUCUAUGUCAAUCUGUGAUAUCUAUCUAUCUAUCAUCAUUAUGUCAAUCUGUUUAA